ACAAUAUUUAUAGUCAUUAUAACUGCCAUCCGUUUUACACUAAUUGUAUGGCGACUGUAUCUGAAACGAGGUUUCCAGUGGACUGGUAGCCCAAAUACCUGGGCAGUGGUUACCGGCGCCACUGACGGCAUCGGACUAGAGUUUGCCAAACAAUUAGCCGAAAAAGGCUAUAAUCUUCUGCUUAUUAGUCGCAGUGAACAUAAAUUGUUAAAUGUUAAACAUGACAUCGAGUGCCGGCACCGGGAGUGCAGUGUACGGGUGCUGGCAAUAGAUUUUACGAACAGUAAUGUAUAUGAGAAGAUCGAUAACGAACUAAGACAGUUGACUAAUAUACAGGUUCUCGUCAACAAUGUUGGUAUGUGUUAUCCGAGUGAAACUCCCGAAUACUUUCUCAACAUACCGAAGCUCAAUGAGUUCAUACCGGCCAUUCUCAACGUCAACGUACGCGCCUGUACUCAACUGAUAGCACUGGUAUUACCUCAGAUGGUGGCCUCGGGCCGUGGAGUCAUUAUUAAUUUGUCAUCGGCUACGGCUCUGCAUCCCGUUCCUCUGUUAUCAGUCUAUUCGGCUACCAAAGUCUACAUCGACUAUCUGUCCCGAUCGCUACACCAGGAAUACAAGUCCAAAGGCAUAGUCAUACAGUCACUGGUACCGGCCUACAUAUCCACCAAUAUGUCACACAAUAUGUCGUCCAAUUGGUUUGUGCCAACUGCUCGCCAAUACGUGACCAGUGCCUUGAAAACUGUAGGCAAAGAGCCGCGAACUUCGGGCUAUUAUACGCACCGUUUUUUCAACUUUUUCAACUACUGGGGCACUGUUUCGGCCGAAUUGCUUGGCAUUAACUUUUCGCUUAAGGUUAGCUACGCUCGGCUCCGGGGUAUUAGGCAUCGUAUUAUUCAUAAGAAAAUGGGUAACAACAACAACAACAACAACAAUAUUACUACUACCGGUGCCGAUGACGAUGACGAAGAAAUGGCAUUGAAUACUGCAAUCAAUGCAAACAAUAAUAAUAAUGAUUGA
Oppia nitens is the source of this 1020-nucleotide messenger RNA. RefSeq names its product very-long-chain 3-oxoacyl-CoA reductase-like. Lineage: Eukaryota; Metazoa; Arthropoda; Arachnida; Sarcoptiformes; Oppiidae. Gene Ontology annotation, cellular component: endoplasmic reticulum. Gene Ontology annotation, molecular function: oxidoreductase activity. The record is from RefSeq and is a predicted model, not a curated record. The annotation marks the transcript as partial. The transcript has a single exon.